GUAACCUGACAGCUCAUCACCAGGAGUUGUUCUACAGGAAUCCCGGCUUUUCUGGAGUCAGACUUCCAGAACAUUCUGGCCGAGUCCCAUUGGAUCAGCGCUUUCCUACAAUCCCACCCACCGCCCUGGACCUGGCUCAGAGUUGUCUCCAGAUGGAUCCAGAAAGACGCGCCCAGUGUUCAGAACUACUCGAACAUCCUCUGUUCACUCAGGACUCUUUCCACAUCCGAUUUUUGGACGAGUUGAAUGCAAAGAUCCAGAAAGACCACAGAGAAAACUCUACCCUUCCCAAAAUAACCAAAACCCCAAGACGAGAAAGGAACGAAGGGGAUGACAGGAACCGGAGAAGCAAAGAGAAGAAACAAACUGAAGAUCUGGACGAGAGAGGCAACAAGGAAAUGGAGAGGAAGGAGGAAGAGAAGAUGGAGAAAAAUAAAGGAAAGCAACCUUCAAAGCUUUCUAAAACUAUUCGAAACCCCUCGGAGCCUCUAUCAACCAAACAAUCCAAAACUGUAGGCGCAAAGAUUGAUAAUGUCGCAAAAACAACUGUGCCCGUGAAAAGUAAACCAGGGAAAGUCACUGUUGGGGAUCAGAGAAAAGAACCUGAGGUGUCAAAAUCAACUAAAACCUUUACUUUGGAUUCAUUAGAGUCUACCAAGACUGCAACAGAUCUAAAGGACAAUAACACAUUGGUAGCUAAACAAGGAAAAGUUGCUUCUCUGGAAACAGAUGGAGGAUUCAGUGGCUUAGAGAUUGGUAGAUCUAUCAAAUUGGAGCUUAACCAAGACUUUGGGAAGAACUGGACCAACACAAAAGUGCUUAAAUUGUCUAAAACCUCAACUAGGGACCAUACAAUUGGGGUGUAUUCUCCAAAAGCAUCAUUAAAACCAACCCUUGAUCGUACAGAUACUUCCUUAACACAGAAAAUGGGAAAGACCUCCAUUACAGAACACCCUGAAGGUGCUUCCACUUCUAAAAUAUCAAACGCUGAUCAAGUAGAGACAAGUUGGACACUUAAAUCGACUCAACCAUCAAGUAAUGACCACAUUAAGGUUGCUACCACAACUAUCCCUCCUGUCAACAAGCCAUGCAAGACGACUUCAGGGAAUCAGAACGAAACUUCAACCACAAACAAAGAGCAAAGAGAGACCUCUGAAUGUCCGAAAGUCUUACCCUCAAACUCAAAGACAUCUAAGACUACCUCAAACUCAAAAAUGACCAAAAACAACACAUUUGUGUGUAAUCCUUCAAAGACGCUUCUCUCAGAUAUUUCAAGGGAGUCCUCAACAGUUUUUAGAGAAGCCACUCCUGUCCAAAGCACGUUAACAACAGCUAAAGGAACCUCAAAGUUUCCCAAUACUGGCUCGUAUUCAGAUGCUAAACCAACAAGAGGCCUUCCAACGGACAGGGGACUUUCAGAAAUAUCAGCCAAAACUCAACAGGAUAUCAACGAGGCAAACAACUUUGAGAUUUACAAUGCUUCAAGUGGAGACUACAAGGAGAAUCCUGAAUCUUCUGAGCCCUCUAGUGUCUAUCAACUGAGGACUCCUACAUCCAAAAUCACUGCAGAAUCCAGAACCACUGUGGCGAUUGAAAUCUCUGAAAGCAAUGAACCAUUAGGAACCAUUAUUCCAAAGACAUUGAAAGUAUCGGACAAAGAAAACAGAGAGGAUUUAGCGCUCUCUGUUUUCAUCAGUUCAACGACCACGUCUGUAGUUGACCAAAUCUCAAAGGUUGAACCCUCUAACUACAAAUCCUUGAUCGGAGAACCCAAAAUGAAGCAUGGGUCUUUUAGUAACCACAGUAAGUCUGUCGCAACAAUGACCCUUAAGACGCAGAAAAUUACAUUUCCCACAGAGGCGAGAAAGAAAAGAGACAUCCCAGAAACAAAAGAUGGAUCAGCUGAUGCAGAUUCGACUCGUUUCAACUCUACGACUCCAGACCACAAAGCUUUGACACGAAGCUUCGUCUUCAACACGCCAGACGUUGAUGAGUUUAACAUCAGCAAGCCCCAAUCCUCUCCACCUCCACCUCCUCCCCCUCCCUCUUCCUCACCCCUCAUCCCCUCUUCACCAGUCGUCAAUCCAUCCACCAGCGAUCACUUUUCCAUGGGGUCAGGUUUCCAUCCUGGGAACCACAGCCUUAGGUUUGCAGACAAGCCGAGGCAUCACGGUGGCGUCUACGGUCGACUGUCCAACCACAUGUCUGGAUCACUCACUGCACAGGUGUCGGACAAAAGCCAGACUUGUGAGCGCUCCUUAGCGUCCGAUAGGAGAAUUACAGCGACCAAGAAGAAGUCAGACGUCCAUUUCCCAGAUUUAAGAAGCCCAGGACUGCCAGAGAUCAGAGGAAGAGAAGGGAAACUCAACAGAGGCACUUCCAAGGAUCAGAGGAAGUCAGAAGCUCAGCAGCACGGACACACCAGUACCGACUCACAAACACCUUAAAAAAACAUUAUUUUCAGUCACAAAAAACCCCAAAAGAUAUUGAAAUAUCUUAAUUCAAAUCCAUGCAUUUUGUCAAUGACAGUUAAUCAAAUUUCCUCAGGUUUGUUUUAUUAUGUUGCACGAUUUGAAAGCAUCAAACGGGUCAUUCAUGUGUGAAUACUUUUUUAACACUAACAGAAAAUGCUUUUGACAGCAUAAAAAUAAUAAAAAACUUUAAAAAAUGAACACGUUUUUUUGUUUAAUGGCAGAGGCUAUGCUAACAGCUGUAAAAAAGCACAAGCAUUGACAUUUUAAUAAUUUAGCGCAUAGUAUUUGUUAAAACGUACAAAAUAUUUACUAUAAUGCUAAAUAUAGUGUUUUUUCUAACAGAAGCCCUUUUAAGAGAAUGCAUUUAGACAUAAGUAAACCAACAUGUGUGCUAAUCCAGUGGUUCCCCCUGGGGGGCGCCAAAGAUCGCAGGGGGGGCGCCAGGCCUCAGAUGAUUUGAG
Notothenia coriiceps (black rockcod) is the source of this 2935-nucleotide messenger RNA. RefSeq lists its product as uncharacterized. The transcript has 5 exons. The record is from RefSeq and is a predicted model, not a curated record. Lineage: Eukaryota; Metazoa; Chordata; Actinopteri; Perciformes; Nototheniidae. The annotation marks the transcript as partial.